This is a messenger RNA of Didymodactylos carnosus, 1533 nucleotides long. NCBI's taxonomy places the organism in Eukaryota, Metazoa, Rotifera, Eurotatoria, Philodinida, Philodinidae. The record is from the annotation of a GenBank genome assembly.
UGAAAAAGGUUGGGAUUUACAAUGCUGCACCAGGACUCUUAGUUUCGUAUAAUCUAAAGUUUUUUCUAAAUUUUAUCGUUUAGAUGAAACAACAGUCGCUCCUCCCAAAACAGCAACAAGAGCUGCACCAUCAUCUGAAUGUCUUCUAUCACCAUCAUCCAAAAUUGUUUUGAAUGAAUCUAAUCGUGAUCGAGGUACUGAGAUUAUAAAAGAAAUCUCAGAUCUGAAAAUGAUGAUUUCAAAAGUUUACGCAAUCCAAAAAAGGAGCAACAGAAAAGAAGUUUGUAUAAUUAAAAAGGAGAAGACUUGUUAAUAAUUCCAGAUAAUCGUCCUAGUAGUCUAAAAUUCAACCAAAUCUGUUUUGGACAACAGAUUACGAAAAACAGCGUACCUCCUCGGUUCUAGUAUGUUUUAUUAGAACGUAGAUGUCCUUGAGCAGCGCGCAGAAUAGAAAUAGUACUUCCGAUUAGAGAUGUUAAUUUAGUGUUAUUUUAAAAAAUAAAUAUAAAUGAUUCAUUUACUUUUAUAAAAUAAAGAUAAUUUUUUUUCAUUUAGUCAUAUUUAUUUUAUAAAAGCAAAUGAAUCAUUUAUAUUUAUCCAUUAUUAUAAAUGAACAAUAAAACUAAAUUAACACCCCUACUUCCGAUAACAAGAGUAUCCAUUCUUAAGUAACAGAAAAGACGAAAAUUACGGUACUGUAUGGUAUCUCAUUAUGGUGGGGUUUCAGAAGGGACUCUUACAUAGUAGCAGCUGAUAGUCUAAGUAUGAGAACCCAGCUAAUUAUAUGUGAGCAUUUUGUCGCUUAGGUUGGUAAAUUAAAUACGCUUUACUUUCUUUGGUUUUAGAAUAAACCAUGUUUAGCUUCACCGAAAGAACCAAUGAUCGAAAAUAAUAUUAAUCUGAUGUCUUUGAGUGGUGUUACGCCUAGACGAUAUUUGUUAAAUGUUGCAAAAGUUUUGUUAACUCCUGAACAGCUCGGGAAUGGCUUUUUACCCGAUUUUCGUGGAAAACGUGAUGGAAGAGUACCGAUUACACAAGAAGAUGUUGAUAAGUUAACAGAAGCUGUUCGACGUAAAUUCUCAUUCAAAACAGAAGACAUGCAAUCCUUGUGGCGAGAUGUGCUACGAGGAGCAUUGAUACAAAAAACGUUAGAUGCUAAAAAUAAACAAAAAGUUCAUACUUGCGCAGCUCCACGUAAUGAGGUAAAGUCAAUGGAAAACAAAUGCUUUAAUAUUUUGUAAUUUCAUUAUUCAUUUGCAUAUAUCAUUUCCACAAUUACUUUGUGUGCUAUCUGCCCAUUCUGCACGAAAGUUUCUGUAUUAUUUAGCUAUUCUACUAACAAUCAAUGCAGUCUUUGAAGUCUAAUCUUUUUUUGCAUUUUAUAUUUGCAGAUGAACAACAAAAUUGACAAAAAUUGAUAUUUUUUAAGCAAGAAAAAGAAAAGUAGCAAAGGAAAUAUAUUUUUCUAUUCAUGGAAUAUUUACAUUUAUAUUUGUGUUUAUACAAGAAUAAAUGAAAUAUAAAAAAGUAAAA